Molecule: messenger RNA, 1437 nt
Organism: Venustampulla echinocandica
Lineage: Eukaryota; Fungi; Ascomycota; Leotiomycetes; Helotiales; Pleuroascaceae
Exons: 1
Coding region: 1-1437 (478 amino acids)
Biological process (GO): mitochondrial translational initiation
Cellular component (GO): mitochondrial small ribosomal subunit
Molecular function (GO): structural constituent of ribosome
Source: RefSeq, a predicted model, not a curated record
AUGGCAUCACGAAGCGUAGCACCCGGUGCCGCUCUCCUGCGCGCGUCAAGGGUUUUUGCCAUCCCUCCAGCACUACCUCGACCGACAGGCGAUUAUGCCGCCGCAUCUGGGGGGUUCAGCUCCGAUACAGCAACCCUACCGCACCCCAUACAUCAGUCACUCACAACUUUUCAAUCAUCACUUGAGCGGGGAGAUUGGGGCUUGAAACGGUCAUUACCCUUACGAUCGACGACUAAAACGUCAACGCCGUUGAUCAAAGUCGAAGCCAUGGACACGUUUGAACAGAUUACCGAAUUCGCAUCUGCGGCAGAUCAUACGUUGUCGUUGCAGAAAUGGCAAGAAAUGGGUAUUCCUAUCACGACGCCGAAGCCGAAGCGUGAGUCCAACUUCGAGGGGACUGGAUCGGGAAGAAGCGUUUUUGAAGAUGAUCUCGAUUCUACCACUCACGGGACGAAUGCUCAUGUGAAAGAUACUACGAGGUGGAAAUUUAAGGGCCCGUGGUUGGCGGGACAAACAGAGGGCGAAUUCAAUAAUUAUGUUCAGAAGGAGGUCCGGAAGCGGAAGACGGAGUUUCGCAAGUUCUUAAGGAGAGAAUGCGCGGCUGCUAUUAACAAGGAAACCCAGCAAAGAAAAAAUCUUAAGAAGGAUGCGGAAGCGGAAGCCACCGAAGCCCAAUCGAUAUUGGGCCCUCAGGAUAUUACCGACGAGCAAUUGUCGACCUACAUUCAAACCCUCCGCGAAGACCGCGCAGAACUUUUCAAGCAGAUUCGCACCUUUCUUGACCUCCCGCCGUCGCCAGUUAGGAAAGACGCGGGUCUCUUUAAUGUAGCUGAGUUGAUGUUCUCAUCUUCGCUACUUCCAAACUCGGGACCGGAUGGCCAGUCUGAAGCCGCCUCUAUGUCACCAUAUGCGGAAUCUGGCCCACCUAAGACACAUCCCUCGGCUGGUCUCUCAUAUGGCCGCACAUCCUCGAAACUAUUCAAUCACCCAGUCUACGGUCCACAGAAAUACUCUCCGCCUGUCCAAGCCCGCGUCGUAACUCCCAGUCGUUCUGCCACAGGAACUCUUGGGGCAGCUUUGGGAGUUGGUGGUUUCGUCACUCGUCUCCCUGCCAGCGAGCAACUGGGGCAAGCGGGCUAUUACUCUCGGGAUAAAGCCAUGAAGUCAUCACCCCUCGUUGGACUCUCGAAAGUCGAUCCGGAUAACAAGGCUGGUGCUAAAUUGUAUGUGCAGCCUACACGUGCUACUGUCGACGCACAGGGCAAGGUGGUGUUGCAAGUUUCGUUGGCGGAUCCUGUGGCCGUAGCUGUGAAGGAGGAUAAGGUUGAUGAGUUGCCGGUUGCUGAACCGCCGAGACGGAUUAGUCCGCUUGGAGCUACGAGGAGUAUAAGGAUUGAGGGUCAGAAUAAUUCAUCUGGUAGCUUGUAUGGGAUAUGA